This is a messenger RNA of Daucus carota subsp. sativus, 1114 nucleotides long. RefSeq names its product protein OSB1, mitochondrial. Gene Ontology annotation, cellular component: mitochondrial nucleoid. The transcript is spliced from 5 exons. Lineage: Eukaryota; Viridiplantae; Streptophyta; Magnoliopsida; Apiales; Apiaceae. Gene Ontology annotation, biological process: positive regulation of helicase activity; mitochondrial DNA replication. The record is from RefSeq and is a predicted model, not a curated record. Bases 88 to 1005 code for a protein of 305 amino acids. Gene Ontology annotation, molecular function: single-stranded DNA binding.
AUUUAGAUCCAGACCUAUUAAAAAAAGACCCGACCCAAAAGCACCUCCUUUCUCCUCUCCCUCGGCAAGAACAUCAAGAAACCAUCAAUGGCUGCGCUACACCAAACAGUGGUGUUAGCCAAGACUCCUCUCCAGUGGGCCCCCAAACUAACCCACAACACCUCUCUCCUUUUCUUACUCAACUCCAGAACAAACAGACAUCAUCAGUUCCCGCGCAAAACCUUAACAUGUUCCAACCAAUACAGCAGCAACAGUGGGAGUACUAGUAGCCACGACAACAUUAAUAACGGACAGUACUAUGAGUACGAGAGACACGCGGCGCAGACGACACAGUUCUCGAGGCCAACAGAGAUAGAGUGGAGGAAGGAGUUGUGUAAUAGUGUGCAGCUGAUUGGGAAUGUGGGGACACCUGUUCAGAUUAAGAAUCUUAGUUCUGGGAAAGUGGUUGCUUGGUCUAGACUUGCUGUUAGAAAAUCUCCUACGGAUACUGCUUGGAUUAAUUUAACAUUUUGGGAUGAGCUGGCUCAAAUUGCCUAUCAGCACGUAGAAAAAGGUCAGCAGAUAUAUGUUUCUGGUCGUCUGGUGUCUGAUACUGUUGAAGGCGAUGAUGGAAAGCAGCAGACCUACUAUAAGGUAGUUGUUUCACAACUGAAUUUUAUUGAGAGAAGCGCCUCGCCUGUGGCAUUGUAUGAUGGGGACUCAAAUUCAGCAGGUAAAAGACCCAAAAACUAUGCUGCAUCCAACACGGGAUCAGUUGAGGAACUAUGGCAAGCCUUCUUUGUCAAUCCAGCUGAAUGGUGGGAUAAUAGAAAGAAUAAGAGAAGUCCUAACUAUCCAGAUUUUAAGCACAAAGAUACUGGAGAGGCUUUAUGGGUCGAAGGCAGGAAUAACCCACCGUGGGUGAAAUCUCAACUCUCAAUCUUGGAUACAAGGAUGGAAUCGUUUCCUGAAAGAAACACUGGUGUCUCAAACUUUAUAGUUGGUGACGAUUUCUCACCUUUCUAAACUCUCCUUACAUCUCUUCCGUAAAUUAGAUUUUUUAGAAAGAUAUAUUUGUAAUGUAUAUUCUAUUCGUGUAGAACUUUUGGAGUGUUAGUAUCCUUUCUAUUUUCUA